Messenger RNA from Sinocyclocheilus grahami, 819 nucleotides. RefSeq names its product short transient receptor potential channel 4-associated protein-like. Gene Ontology annotation, cellular component: Cul4A-RING E3 ubiquitin ligase complex. Bases 70 to 375 code for a protein of 101 amino acids. NCBI's taxonomy places the organism in Eukaryota, Metazoa, Chordata, Actinopteri, Cypriniformes, Cyprinidae. The transcript has 3 exons. Gene Ontology annotation, biological process: ubiquitin-dependent protein catabolic process. The record is from RefSeq and is a predicted model, not a curated record. Gene Ontology annotation, molecular function: phosphatase binding.
ACUGAUUGGCAUGAUUUUGAUCAAUCACAGGAGAACGUGAGCUGUCUGAACACCAGUCUGGUGAUUCUGAUGCUAGCGCGGAGGCGGGGUAAGUUGCCUUUCUAUCUGAGCGCUCUGCAAGAGAAGGAAUAUGCAGAGAAAUAUCCCGGCUGCCUGCUCAACAACUUCCACAACCUGCUGCGCUUCUGGCAGCACCACUACCUCAACAAGGACAAGGACAGCACCUGCCUGGAGAACAGCUCUUGUAUUCCCUUCACCUACUGGAAGGAGACGGUCUCAGUGCUUCUGGGCUCUGGAAGAAGCUCACGCUGUGCUAUUGCCUCCUACAUUGAUGAAGCCUACAGGGACCUGGACAGAGACUUCCUGGAGCUGUGACUAUAGACUGAGAGGACUCUCUUUACAUCAGAAUUAGGAAAAAGUUUAUAAGACCUAGUCCAUUCAGAUGCAUUACAGAAUAGGUGUGUGUGUGUGUGUGUGUGUGUGUGUGUGUGUGGAUGCAAGUGUAUCUGGGUAUUCAUGGUGCUGAGGGUAUUGAUCUGCUCGUGUUCAAUAGCAUGAAUGUAUGUUGGCUCAAAGUAUUAAAUGUGAAAUGAAUGUGCUUGGGAAUAUGUAAUGCCACUGUAGGUGUGUUUGUGUUUGCAGUGGCACUAGGGUCUGGAUGUUUUUAAGUUGGUAGAGUUACAGCUGCCUUGUUCUCUAGUGCUAAAUUCUCUCGCCUCCUGUAGGUUGGCUUGUCAGUUACGCAUUCAGACAUGACAAACUCCUGGAAGUAGUCAGGAAGAGCCUCACUGCCCACUGUCCCUUACUGCAAAAAAAAAA